Messenger RNA from Blepharisma stoltei, 2625 nucleotides. NCBI's taxonomy places the organism in Eukaryota, Ciliophora, Heterotrichea, Heterotrichida, Blepharismidae. The record is from the annotation of a GenBank genome assembly.
AUGUCCAGUCGACCUAAAAAUCAGACUCAAUCAAAAAAAGCCCAAAAUACAAAUUCUAUGAAAGAAGUUCUCCAGCAAAGCCAACACACAAAUGAGCUUUUAAGGAUAAAUAUUUCUAGAGCUGAAGACAUCGCAAUAAUAAAAGCGAUAUCAGACAGAAAAACAGGUAGAUUGAGACUGCAGACAAAGCUGGCAGAAAAAACGCUAUCCGAGGCUGAGUAUAAAGAAGAGUGAAGGUUAAUAAAAGAAGACAGCAUUUUAUCGCACCUAAUUAAUGUAAAAUUUGACACGCCUCCACAAAAAAAGCAUCUAGAAAAAAUUUCAAGAAAAAUCCUGACUCCCCCCCUCCGUGAGUGAACAAAAAAAUUUUGUUCACUCACGGAGGGGGGUUAAAAUUUUUUUUUUUUUUUAAAACAAUUUAUAUAUAAAUUUUAUAGAAAAUAUUUUUUUCGAAAUUUAAAAAAAUCCUAAUUUGCAAAAAUUGGAAAGCAAAUAUUAAUUUAAUUUAUAAAAUUUAUGUUUUAAAAAGCAAUUUGUUUAAAAUUAAACAGAAUUAGCUCGAGAUUUCAUUAUAAUAAUUAUCACUUAUAUAUCAAUUUUUUUUUCACUAAAAAUUUUUCUAUUAAAAAAAUUUUUGUUCACUCACGGAGGGUGGGUUUUGGGCAAAAAAUGGCGAUUUUUCUAAUGGUUUUGUUAACUCACUCAAGGAGGGGGGGAGUGAGGGUUAAUAUGCAGUUCGAAGACGACCCUGAUGACAACGAUCUAAAUCUGUCAGAAAUUCAUGUACAAAACAUAAUGAACGUAAAAAUUGGCCCUGAAAAUACGUUUUUGACUUAUAAUGAGAAAGGUGAAACGUAUGUUUCAGUUCCACAAGGCUCAGUUAAUAUCUCCACGUGGCGAGAGCAAUACUCCAAGCCAAUCAAAAUUCUUGAAGCCUGCUUAUAUGGAGAAAUUUUGAAUGUCUUCAACGUUUUAAGUCAUUGUAUAAAGCAUAGCCGACAAAAUUUUGAAUUAGAAGUUCUGAGGCAGCGAGCUGCAAUAGAGCAAGGCAUAUCAACGACAGCUCCUAACAUAUCUGUUAUAAUAACAUCAAAGCAGCAAAACAAAUCUUCUCUUAAUCUGUCAAAAAAAGUAUCAAAUUCGCCUACAAAGAAAUCAUCUGCCCAGCCUUUGCCUGAAAUUGAAUGAGAGCCAUCUAUGGUUAGGAUGCUUUUAGAUAAUAAUGCUGAAAUUGAGAAAGGGAUUAAAAGCUUCAUCAUAGAAUAUAACGAAAGACAAGCUAGUUAGUUAUUAAGACUUAUCGAAAAGUUCGCUGUAAUUCUACAAGGACUAUCUCCAUCUGUAACUCUUCCAGCCUGUCCGCCAGUUCUCGUUACAUGACAUCGGAAAAGGUCUCUCCUGCAGGACAAGGGUCUGUACUUGCUACAUGAUUCGUGGGUGAGCCAUGCCGUCGUGCCAUAUAUCAAGAGAUUUGUCUACCAUUAAAAAUUUAAAAGGCUACCAAGCUUAGCUCCUGGUUUCAUGAUGGGGAAUAGUUCUGGUGUUUAAGACGAACGCCAUUGGUUUUGCUUUUCAACUUCCGACCCAGUUCCCACUAGGCAAAAAUAUGGCAUUGGAAUAAAGUAUGCGGUGGGCCAAUCAUACAUUGCUCUUCGCCAAAACAAGAAAAGCCUCAUUCCCGAAUGCCAUUCCCCUUCCUCAAGGUUUGUGGGUUGUCAACUAAAGCAGUUAAGAGGGUUGAUGUCGGUUCUCUGCGCCAUUCUAAUGUAUAACGAAAGACAAGCCAAACAAGAAAGUGAUGGAUUUUCUGCAAAAGAAAAAACAUCUCACACCAAAGCAAUAAGAGCAAGGAAUUAUGAAAAAUAUCCUCCUGUUAAUCCUCUAAAAGCGGAAUAUCAAGAAGUUGUUUUGUCGAGCGUCAGGACCUUAAAGAAAAUGCAAACAAUACCUGAAAUUUUAUUUGAUUUGGAUAACCCUUAUUUUGACGAAAAACUUACUGUUGAGCAAAGAGUGAAAAUUAUUCACUCAUGUGUAGUUAUACAAAAAGCAUGGGAGAAGAAAAAACUCAAAAUUUAUACAAAAUCAGCUAUAAUGAUCCAAGGAGCUAUCAAAAUUUUCUUGGCAAAAAGAAAGCUUUUCCUUCGGAGAAUAGACGGCUUUAGGAGAGUAUUUUUCUGGGAGCGCUUAAAACACUGAUAUUCGCUUCUUGCUAACAAAUUCAAGGAAAAGAAAUCAAAAGUCAAUUUUAAUAAGGAAUAUCUUCAAUACACAUAUCAAGUCAGAAUAAUUCAAAGAAUUGCCAGAGGCUACAUCGCCCGAAAAACGAAAGUGUAUUGGACAAGAAAACUAAAAGAAUUUGUGAAAAGAAACACAUUUACUGAGAAAUACAGAAAAAAGCAAGCUCUUUGAAAAGUAAGCAUAGAUGAGGAAGAAGCUUCAUUGAAUAACACACAAAAUAUUAUGGAGGAGCUUCUAACAGUAAAGCUUCAACUUGACGAUAAAAGCAAAAGAAGAAAUGAAAAAGACUUGCUUGAAUAUAUAAACAAUUUAGAAAAAUGCAAAAUGGAGUAUAGGCGGCAGUAUAUGACCAAAGCUAGAAAUAAAAGGCUUCAACUAUUAGACUAA